UCUGCAACACAGAAGUAGAAAAGCUAGGGGCAGUAGUCAGUGCUUAUCCUUCGUCGUUAGUAUUGACUAUCAAAAUCUUGCUCUCCUGUAGACAAACAAAGAAGAAUAGGAUGAAUAAGAUUCUCUUAUUAUCGUCGCAACCAGCAAGUGUGCAAGCAAAUAGAUCAUAGCCUGGACGUAAGAAACUAGAAGAAUACUUGCGAGCUUAUUGCCAGUUUCUCCCUCAAAAAAAGCCAUUCGUGUCAACAGAAAACCCUCUUUCCAUUCAGAAGCAAUGUGCCAGCUGUGUUUUUCUCUGCUCGUCGCCUCGUGAUAGAAGUUGUUCUCCAGUGUUUGGAUAGAUCGUCUCGUAAACAAGACUGACUUUAUCUCGGAUGCUCACAGUCACUGAAGCCGAGAAUACAUCUCUGGAUACUUUCUGCUUUUUAAGAAGGUUCAGGUUCAGGCUCAGCCACGCUCAGCAUCUGAAUACCCCACCCCUCCGUCUCACUGAGCCACUGGAGCUGACAUUGGAAAAUUGUGCCAAGUACUACUAACUGUAUCUCUGAACCGUCCACCAUGCAUCCAGAAGACCCUAAACCACCCACUAGUCCUUCGUUUCCCCUGACCAAGCUUAAAAGUUUCAUUGACCUCGACUUCGACACUCUGAAGGAGACCCACGAGUUUUUCAUGGAGCCUUGGGGAGGAAAGGACAAAGGUCUGACCAAGAGCCAGUUCUGCGAAGUGAUAAAGAAGACCAUUGGUAGACAGUUUACGAACAAUGAAAUAGAGUCCUUGUUUGAGAAGACAAAUGCCAACUGCACACAAAGGAUCUGCUGGAAAGACUUUAUUGGCUGCAUAACUAUGGUGCUGCAGUACCACAACUACUUGGAAGAAACUGCCCUCAAGAUGCCGAUCUUUCGGCCUGAAGUAAAGUUUAUUUCUGACAUACACAGGAAAUCCCAUAGUAGCCAUCUGCUUCGUUCCUACCUUGCGGUUACAGUCCUUGGCAAUCGACUACAGCAGGGGCGGUACUACAUGCUGGGAAGGGAAGGUCUUAUUUCGAUGUGGACAUUAAACAUGAAACUGUCAGGCUAUCGCUGGAUCGGAUCGGAUGGUCGAAGCAGCUUACCCAAAUACUACAUCGACAUGACAGUCUUGUAUCCUUCGACUCUGAUUGCUGUGAUCUCUACAGAGCGCUGCAUAGCUAUCUGGGAAAUGCACUCUGACGGCAUAUCACUUAAAUACACCAUUACCGCGUUGUCUAACUGUCCAACAUGCCUGGACUACUGGGGUGACCUAACUUCACGCACACGCAACCUGCUGUUCUGGGGCGACACUGCUGGGGACGUGCACUGCCUGGAGUUCAACGUCAACCACAAGGAGGGACUGUUUAUUAGGAGUGAGACGAAAGAAAACAUGGUCAGAGUUCACUACACCGACCUCCUCCGUGGCAAGAUUUCUGGCGUCAGACUGAUCAAGAUGGCUGCUAUUCACAAAGGUGGGUGAUAAAAAUAAGAUACCUGCCGAAGUGGGAUGCCUUUAUCUCGUGUAGCCAGACCAACAUCAAUUCCCUCUUCUACGGCGACUUUCACGGCAAGCGUGAGUACUACUCAUGCCGCACUAGCGUGCUGUGCUUCGAGUACAGCGUUCAGCUCAACAUCGUCGUCACAGGAUGUUUGAACGCUACGGUGUUUGUGUGGAACUUCUUCGUGAAGCAGACCCCCAUUUUUAGAUUAAGGGGUCACCAUAGCCCUGUCAUUGCCGUGGCGAUCCGAGAGGCUACUCGGCAUGUCAUCAGCGUGGACACAGGACACGCCGUGAACGUCUACAAUCUGUUAAACCAGCAGUGCAUCCAACGGUUUGGCAGGUUGUCGAUGACCGCGCUGGGCGGUCUGCCCACAACCAGCCACUACUACAACCCAGCACGUAACGAGCUGACAAUGGCCAGCACCACUAUUGCCUGGGCUCUCCCUGUUCCUGUCUUUGACGUGCGCUCUGACUAUUCCGAGAUAUGCUCGCAUGA
Messenger RNA from Pomacea canaliculata, 2005 nucleotides. RefSeq lists its product as uncharacterized. The transcript has 5 exons. The record is from RefSeq and is a predicted model, not a curated record. Bases 559 to 1488 code for a protein of 309 amino acids. NCBI's taxonomy places the organism in Eukaryota, Metazoa, Mollusca, Gastropoda, Architaenioglossa, Ampullariidae.